AUGUUGGGAUUUACACCCAUCUCGAGUGUACCCCAUCCAGCUCUGGCGCCUAGCAUCGGCAGAUUUUGCAGAUAUGCGUGUCAUGAGCGAUUUAUUACGCUGUCUGCAUCACACGAAGGGGAGUCUGUCCUACACAUCAUUCUCAAUGCCCCAACGACUGCGGAUAUGCUGUUCAUGACCACCGGUGGAAGACACCUCCGGGCAUCCAUUGAUUGGAAUGCAGAAGAUUCUGUAACCAACGUGUUCCACAACGUCGACAUCGAAUGGCGGUUGAAUACGGUGUGCAUCAAUCCAAAAUGUCCACAUCGUGUAGAGGUGAUGUCGCUGAACUUUGAAGGUGUUGGUGCGCGCAACCAAAUCAAGGGUGUAUUCUAUGGAGCAGGCUGCUACCGGCCGUUCCUCGUGCCCAUUCCAGUGCGAGACGGGGUGGAAAGGUCCCCCACACUGGACGAUCUCGACGUGAGCUAUUGGGUGAAACAGCGGGACCUGUACGAAUGCACAGUGACACGACGCCACCUUCGUCGCACCUUCAGUGGAGUGCCCGGGUUCAAUGUGACCAUGGAUGGAAAGUAUACAUUGUACUUUGAAAAACGUCAGCCUUUGAUGGCUCCAAGCUGCGUCCUUAGAAGAAUGGGCAGCAUGGGUGGCUGUCGAGAGGCGCUUCAUGGGAGUGUGGUACUUGUCAAGCAAACCAGAGACACUCCAAACGUCAUCGUGGAUAUGACGAAACAGGAUCAAUUUAUGGCCAAUUUCCUGAUAUCAAGAUCACGACGGUGA
This is a messenger RNA of Suillus discolor, 777 nucleotides long. RefSeq lists its product as uncharacterized. Bases 1 to 777 code for a protein of 258 amino acids. NCBI's taxonomy places the organism in Eukaryota, Fungi, Basidiomycota, Agaricomycetes, Boletales, Suillaceae. The transcript has 4 exons. The record is from RefSeq and is a predicted model, not a curated record.